Molecule: messenger RNA, 270 nt
Organism: Sclerotinia sclerotiorum 1980 UF-70
Lineage: Eukaryota; Fungi; Ascomycota; Leotiomycetes; Helotiales; Sclerotiniaceae
Exons: 3
Coding region: 1-270 (89 amino acids)
Source: RefSeq, a predicted model, not a curated record
AUGUCUAUCGACAUCCAAGGAGGGAAGGAGCUCACUGGUCUUGGAAUUGGAACUAUACUCGCUUAUCCAAUGCAUAGGAUCGGUUGUCAAUCCCUACAUUUCCAUUUGGAAUUGGACAAUAAAGUAGCAUUGUAUAAUAAGAGUCAGGGAAACACCACAUCUUAUUGCUCUGCUGUAUCAGGCGAGCAAUUGAUUAGUGGGCGACCCUUUCUUUACUGCGCCAUUGAGAGUGUGGACGACCUCGAUAGAGAAGGUAUAUCUUCAGCAUGA